GGCGGGUGGGGGGAGGUGAAAGCCAGCCCACUGUAGUCUGAGAGAAAGAAACAGAUUUGGAAAAUAAGAGGAGGAGAAAGAAAGACAGACAGACAGAAAGCCAGCCCAGCAAACCCCUGAACGGUUUCCUGUUGCCUCCUUCGAAGACAUUUAGAUUCCUUCAGAUCCUUGAGAGAGGCUGAAGUUUUCUCAGUUCCAGUGUCCUGUCCCUGAGACUUCGGAGAAAGAUGCAGGCUUGGAUUUUCUUCCUUCUCUGCCUGGCAGGCAAGGCCCUGGCAGCACCGCAAGAUGCACUGCCAGAAGAGAUGGAAGUAGUAGAGGAUCCUACAACAGAGGAGCCUGUGGGAAUCAACCCAGUUCAAGUGGAGGUUGGAGAGUUUGAAGAGCCCACCGUGGACGUGGAGGAGGUUAUUGCUGAAAACCCCUGCCAGAACCAUCACUGCAAGCAUGGCAAAGUCUGUGAAGUGGAUGAAAACAACACCCCAAUGUGUGUAUGCCAGGAUCCCUCCAGCUGCCCAGCCAGCACUGCAGUGUUUGAGAAGGUCUGUGCUACUGACAACAAGACCUAUGACACCUCCUGCCACUUCUUUGCUACCAAAUGCACUUUGGAGGGAACCAAGAAGGGACACAAGCUCCACCUGGACUACAUUGGACCUUGCAAAUUCAUUCCCCCAUGCCUUGAUGCUGAGCUGAGUGAAUUCCCUCUGCGUAUGCGUGACUGGCUGAAGAACGUCUUGGUCACCCUUUAUGAGCGUGAUGAAGACAACAACCUGCUGACUGAGAAGCAGAAACUCAGGGUGAAGAAAAUCCAUGAGAAUGAGAAGCGCCUGGAAGCUGGUGAGCACACCAUGGAGCUGCUAGUUCGUGACUUUGAAAAGAACUACAACAUGUACAUCUUCCCUGUGCAUUGGCAGUUUGGCCAACUGGACCAGCAUCCAGUUGACGGGUACCUGUCCCAUACUGAGCUGGCCCCACUGAGAGCUCCUCUCAUCCCCAUGGAACAUUGCACCACUCGCUUCUUUGAGACAUGUGAUCUAGACAAUGACAAGUACAUUGCCCUGGAGGAAUGGGCCAGCUGCUUUGGCAUUAAGGAGAAGGAUAUUGACAAGGAUCUUGUGAUCUAAACUCCGCAGCUUCAUCAACUGUCAUCUACAACUUCACGUUUUCUUUCUUUUUUAAACAGUUUGGUUUUUGGUUUGUUUUUAUCGGGGACAAGGUGCUAAUAUAGAACUAAACUUAUAUAUUAACGGUGCUAAAAAAAAAAGAGACAGAAAGUUGUUAGUAGCCUAAUCUAUACCACUAGAUUACCCUGCUCGCGCACUCAUUUGUGUUUCUGUUGGCCUUUUAAUUUGAUGAUAGCAGCAGCAACAGAUCUGCUUCUGUUCUAAGUAUCUACCCUUUCUCCUGACCCACUCUUUUUCUAUUUUUCUUUUUUAAAUCCUUAAUAUGUUCUUGGCUAUUUAACUCUCAGGCAAAGGUAGUUCAGGCUGUUAACUCCCUAAUUUCUGGAAGGCAAGUAAAGGAAGGUGUACCCAAAAAAAGGUGUUGGGAGACUGGGCUUUCCAAAGCCAAGUGAAGCAAUUGUUUAUGAAAGGGUAGGUGGCAUGGAUUUUAUUCACUUGUAGGAUGGGCAGAGAGGGUAGUGGAAGAGGCCUGCAAAAUCCAGAAUGAUGGCUCCAUAAAUUCCAGUUUUUGAAUGUACCAGUAAUUGGGCAUACACUCACACAAAAGGAAUGGUUAAAGUAGAGAGCAACUGAGUUGCAUGAAAAAGCAAACAUCUUGUAAACUCUCCCUCUAAAAAUAAAAAGUUAAAAAUG
Messenger RNA from Hemicordylus capensis (graceful crag lizard), 1817 nucleotides. It is a transcript of the gene SPARC, whose product is annotated as secreted protein acidic and cysteine rich. Gene Ontology annotation, biological process: anatomical structure development. Gene Ontology annotation, molecular function: extracellular matrix binding; collagen binding; protein binding. Lineage: Eukaryota; Metazoa; Chordata; Lepidosauria; Squamata; Cordylidae. The record is from RefSeq and is a predicted model, not a curated record. The transcript is spliced from 10 exons. The coding region runs from base 228 to 1124 and encodes 298 amino acids.